Diaporthe batatas is the source of this 2106-nucleotide messenger RNA. RefSeq lists its product as uncharacterized. The transcript is spliced from 4 exons. The coding region runs from base 366 to 1955 and encodes 529 amino acids. NCBI's taxonomy places the organism in Eukaryota, Fungi, Ascomycota, Sordariomycetes, Diaporthales, Diaporthaceae. The record is from RefSeq and is a predicted model, not a curated record.
UCGCCCCCUACUAGUAAUUCCAAAUAUUGUUCUCCAUCCAAACCGCAUACGCACUGAUCAAUAUGGCCCUCAGGCAACAUUUUGAUCUCGUCGUUAUUGGCGCUGGUUUGUCAUGUCGCCCAAGUCAAAUGUGUCCCGGUGCAUUACCUCGGCCUAUGUUGCUGUUUGCUAAACUCAGGCAUAAAUAAUAAAUAGGCUGGGCGGGGCUGGUGAAUGCCAAAACGUACCAGCAUUUGCAUCCUCGUCAUUCUGUAGUCCUUCUGGACCAAAACGAGAGCCUUGGUGGCACAUGGUCUAAAGAAAGACUGUACCCCGGCUUGAAGACCAACAACCUCAUCACCCUUCUCGAGUAUCCGGAUUUUCCCAUGGUUCCCGAGGAAUUUGGAGUCGAGAGAGGUCAGCAUAUUCCUGGGCACGUAGUCCACGAGUACCUGUGUCGCUACGCCAACAAAUUCGGGAUUGCAGAUAAAGUCAGGCUCAAGCAUACGGUUGUCAGCGUUGAGCAUCGGGACCAAGGCGGGUGGAUCAUAACAACUGAAGCUGGGGGGGAAACCACCAAAAUCGGUGCGGCAAAGGUCGUGAUCGCCACAGGGCUUUCGUCACAAGAGUUUCUUCCGAAGUUUGAUGGUGAAGAGACUUUCGGUUCACCGAUAUUCCACUCCAAGCAUUUCCCAAAGUACGCACAUACAAUCGAUACAGCGAAGUCUGUGACAGUUUUGGGCGGACCGAAAUCGGCCUGGGACGCUGUCUACGCCUACGCGUCCAAGGGGGUGCGUGUCAACUGGGUGAUACGUGAAAGUGGCCAUGGUCCAAUUUGGCAAUCACCGCCAUACGUGACACCUUUGAAAAGGUGGCUCGAGAAGCUUGUCAAUACUCGAUUCUUGACCUGGUUCAGCCCCUGCAUAUGGGGAUUCGCAGAUGGAUACACCGGCAUCAGGCGACUUUGGCACGAAACAAGAAUUGGCCGUGCUAUUACUCGUGGGUUCUGGUGGGCAUUACGCAACGACACUGUCAUGCUGAACCGGUACGACUAUCAUCCCGAGGCCAAGAAGCUGAAGCCAUGGACCGAUUCAUUCUUCAGCGGCACAUCCUACUCUAUCUUAAACUAUGACACGAACUUCUUCGAUCACAUUACGAGCGGCAUUGUCAAAAUCCAUAUAGCAGACAUUGUCAGGCUGUCUCCUUCGACAGUACACCUUUCCGACGGAACAUCAAUAGAGACUGAAUUGCUCUUGUGUGCGACCGGUUGGAAGCAUGUGCCACCGAUACGAUUCUUGCCCGAGGGUAUCGAGAAAGAGAUCGGACUGCCUCACACACCAUCGGGAGACGAGCCGAUCUGGAAGAUGGAGCUUGUCCGCAAGGCGGACGAGGAGAUCCUCAAACGCUUUCCUCGGCUGCGAGAUCAACCGAGUAGCAACAACAAAUUCAUCCCGAUGGCUGAAGCCAAAGGGCUAUCUACCCACGAUGAAGAUGGAGUCUCCAACCCGUCAAGGCUCACUGCGUACACACUCUACCGUUUCAUGGUCCCACCAUCUCAAAAGUUCUUCAUGACCAGGGACAUCGCAUUCGCCGGUUUCGCUACCAACUUCUCCAAUGUGAUUUCAUUUCACCUGCAGUCGCUCUGGAUCUCAGCCUUUUUCGAUGGACACAUCGUGGUGCAGGAACAUGACGACGAGACACACAAUGGGGCAAUGGAGAGGCUUAAAUACGACACGCUUCUCCACAAUCGGUUCGGAAAAUGGCGGUAUCCGGGUGGUCGCGGCAGUGACUACCCAGAUUUCGUCUUCGACGCGGUGCCGUACUUUGAUCUUUUACUCACCGAUCUUGGCCUCAAGUCGCAUCGCAAGAAUGGGUGGUUAGCUGAGAUCUCAGACCCGUAUGGGCCGCCUGAUUAUAGAGACGUCGUCUCUGAGUGGGUCUCGAAGACGGAGGCUCUGCGCGCUGGACAGCAGUGAUGCAAAUGUGUCCGAUAAACACUAAUGGAGCGCAUCAUAUCUGGCCGAGCGAUCCUUUGUGCAAGAAGUCGUUGAAAUCGUGUCAUAAGAUCAUAAACUUCUAUAAAAGUAGUCUCUCUAGUUUCGCUCCUAUUCCAAAUUUGUCCAAGGA